AUGAAGGGCCUGGGAAUUGCGUCGGCGGGUAUCGCUGCCGCCACAUGGUUCGCUGCGUCAGCGGUCGCUCAACUUGACCCGAUCGUGAUCAAAGGCUCCAAGUUUUUCUACAAGACAAACGGCACUGAAUUUUUCAUCAGAGGCGUGGCCUACCAACAGGAUUUUUCUGGCAACGGGUCUACAACGACGACCACUGGAGGCACUGGAUACACAGACCCGUUAGCAAAUGCUACGAAUUGUGCCCGCGAUAUUCCUUUGCUACAAGGACUCCAGACGAAUACCAUCCGUGUCUAUGCUGUUGACCCAACACAAGAUCACUCCGAGUGUAUGCAGAUGCUCACAAAGGCUGGGAUCUAUGUCAUAUCCGACCUUAGCGAGCCUGCCGUAUCUAUCAACCGAGAUACGCCUGAAUGGAACGAAGCAAUUUUUGACCGAUACGCCAGUGUUAUCGAUGCUUUUUCGAACUACACCAACACCAUUGGCUUCUUCGCCGGCAAUGAAGUGUCGAACGCUCCCAACAACACCGCUGCAAGCGCUUUUGUCAAGGCCGCCGUUCGAGACAUGAAAGCUUACAUUGUUAGUAAAAACUAUCGAGCCAUGGGCGUUGGAUAUGCGUCGGACGAUGAUGAUACUCGGAUAGAGCUUGCAGAUUACUUCAAUUGCGGCACUGCCGCGGAAAGCAUCGAUUUCUGGGGUUACAACAUCUACUCCUGGUGCGGGCAAUCUUCCUACAGUGCCUCUUCGUAUGAGGCUCGGACCCAGGAGUUCUCAUCCUACAACGUUCCUGCGUUCUUUGCUGAAUACGGUUGCAACAAGGUUGAGCCGCGACCGUUUGAUGAAGUGGGCACACUUUUCGGCUCUGAUAUGACUCCCGUUUGGUCUGGCGGGAUUGUUUACAUGUACUUCCAGGAAGCUAACGAUUAUGGGCUCGUGACAAUCGGCAGCGACAACAAGGCUACGACGUUGUCCGACUACGACAAUCUCUCCACUGCGAUGGCCAAAGUGUCACCAAGUGGCGUCAACUCAGCCUCUUACACGCCUUCCAACUCUCCCCAAGCUUGUCCUACAACCAGUACCUGGCAAGCUGCAACCAACUUACCUCCAACUCCCAACGACGCCAUUUGCCAAUGUAUGGUCCAGAAUCUUACUUGUGUUGCCAAAUCUGGCCUCAGUGAAGAUAGUAUAACAACUCAGUUCAACUACAUCUGUGAUCCCGCACAGGGCAACAAUUGCGGUGGUAUCCUUGCCAACGGCACUACCGGUGUGUACGGCGCAUUCUCUGGGUGCAGCGACAGCGAAAGACUCUCUUAUGCCUUCAACCAAUACUACCUGAACCAGACCGCCACAAACACCCAAAACACAAGCCCUUGCGAGUUCUCUGGGACUGCUCAGAAGGUCACCCCUAAGCUUGCCUCCAGUUGCAAGGCCGUUGUAAGCCAGGCGGGCUCGGCAGGGACUGGCUCUAUUACGAGCACGCCUACCGGUGGUAGUAGCACUGGCAGUGGCUCUAGCUCUGGCACCACUUCUACCAGCAAAGCCGCCGCAAUUAUACUCAGUGUGCCUACCUUCGACUUCGGGAUUCUCAAGCUUGCUGCCUAUGUCACAAGUGCAAUGUUUGUUGGUGCUGGAAUGGUCCUACUGUAA
This is a messenger RNA of Letharia columbiana, 1644 nucleotides long. RefSeq lists its product as uncharacterized. The transcript has 5 exons. Gene Ontology annotation, biological process: fungal-type cell wall (1->3)-beta-D-glucan biosynthetic process. The coding region runs from base 1 to 1644 and encodes 547 amino acids. The record is from RefSeq and is a predicted model, not a curated record. Lineage: Eukaryota; Fungi; Ascomycota; Lecanoromycetes; Lecanorales; Parmeliaceae. Gene Ontology annotation, cellular component: fungal-type cell wall; cytoplasm. Gene Ontology annotation, molecular function: 1,3-beta-glucanosyltransferase activity.